GGCGGAUCUUCGCAGUAGUGCCACCCUCCCCCUCCAAGGUUGAUGGCGCACCUCUUAUUUCCCAAAAUAUUUUAUUUCUCAUCUCUUUUUCAGAACAGUGUAAGCAAAAGUAUAGUUAGAAAAUCGUAUAUUAUAUAAUAUUACAAUAUCAUAAGUCUGUUCCAUGCUUCCCCAUAUAUUUUUGUUGGAAACUUCUCAUUCCAAAAAUUCGGAACCCCUUCGAAAUGUAUCCCCUCAAAAAUUCAAAACGCCGUAAAAAUGUGUCCCCCUUAAAAGUUUUAAUGGCGCGAGUUGCGUAAUUAAACCCCGAAACACCCUUUUGGGCACCCCUGGAUCUUCGUACCUCAUACAAUAUGUUAUUUUCAAAUACGAGGAUCCUCUUACGGUAAUACUGAUUGAAUCCCAUUGCGAAACGAUAUUGGACAAUAUCGAAAGGUAAAUGUUGACAUCGAUAGUAUAGCAACAUCCCAUUCCUUGUUGUUUUCGGAAGGUUAUCUUGUAUUUACUGUCUUUGUUUUCAUGGCCAGGUAGAUGUUGGUUUGAGUUUUAAGACGUUAAUUUAAUAACGAUUUUGAAACAAUUAUAAAAAAUGACAACAGCUGCUCGGCCAACAUUUGAGCCUGCUAGAGGUGGACAAGGGCGAGGAGAAAAGGAUCUUAGUGCUAUUUCCAAGCAAUACUCCAGUCGAGAUCUUCCAAGUCAUACCAAGUUAAAAUUUAGGGAACAUGGUCAGGGUACUACUGAAGAACUUCGAAGUCGAGAUUUCAGGAGGGAAUUGGAUGAGAGAGAGAGAGAGAAAAAUAUUAGAAACAGAGCUUCUGAUCAGCAGAGUAAACGACUUAAAAUAGACCAAGCACCAGCUGCAAGUUUGGAUGCAGACGAUCCUCUUGACGACGAUGAGUCAGAUGAUCCAGAUUCAGAAGAUGAUACUGCAGCACUUUUAGCAGAGCUUAGUCGAAUUAGAAAAGAAAGGGCUGCUGAACAGCUCAAAAAGGAACAAGAGAAAAGAGCUGAAGAAGAGCGAAUUCGAAUGGAAAAUAUUUUAAGUGGUAACCCAUUGUUAAAUUAUUCUGCUCAAGCCACGAAAACUGAUCUAAAAGUGAAAAGGAGAUGGGAUGAUGAUGUGGUUUUUAAGAACUGUGCUCGUUCUGAACCAGAAAAGAAGACCAGUCAGUUUAUCAACGAUUCCUUGAGAUCAGAGUUUCACAGAAAGUUUAUGGAAAAAUACAUUAAAUAAAAUAUUGUUUAAAUUCUCUAAAAAUUAAUUAUGUAUGAGAUAUGUGACCUUGAUUUUAUGUUUAUAUAAAUUAUUUAAUUUAUGUUAAUAGUUUCAUUUAAUUUUUAUUGAUGUUUUGACUUACAAUUUACUGUUGUUUCCACAAGCAUAACAAAACAAAGAAAAGUAAACAUAAAAUUUUCAUACAGCAAGCAAGCAAGACUUGUUUUUUUAUUUGUAUUCAGUUCUUGUUUUACUUUGAUACCAACUUGCAGAAAUGUAAAUUAAUAUAAAAGAAUACACAAUUAUUGUUUGUA
Messenger RNA from Nezara viridula (southern green stink bug), 1533 nucleotides. The record is from the annotation of a GenBank genome assembly. Lineage: Eukaryota; Metazoa; Arthropoda; Insecta; Hemiptera; Pentatomidae.